AUGGACCCUGAUGCUUCUGCGACCAGUGGUGACAUUUGGAAUCCCUUAUUGUGUCAUGCAACUGCUCAAAGUCUGGAAGUGACUGGGGCCCCAACUGACGAGGCCUGGCUGUGGCUGAUCGGUAUUGCGUUGUCAUCUGUAGGGGAAGCCGUCAUUCAUUAUCAUCUUGCUUGGAUCCAGUGGUCUGAAUUAGGAAUUCCAAUCCGUGCGCAGCUCAUUAUGGCGAUAUUUCAAAAAGCGCUACGGAUCAAGGAUUCCAAGCAUCCGGAGAGUUUCAAUUCGAAGGCGACAUCGGCGGCAUCUGAAAAGGCACAGGCCAUCAAUCUUAUUUCUUCUGACACGCUAGCAUUCAGCAAGUUUACUGCUGUCAACCAUAUGCUGCCCUUUUUUGUUGUCAAGCUCAUUAUGGCAAUAUCCUUUCUACUCAAAUUACUGGGAUGGCAGAGUACACUGGUUGCAAUGAUUGUCACAAUAGCGAGUGCUCCUAUACAUACUAUGGUCAUUAAACAUGAACGGAAGACCCGGAAAGAUCUGACGGCAGCCAGAGACAGGAGGAUAAAGGUAGUUAACGAAGCCCUGCAGGCACUACGGCAGAUAAAGCUCCGGGGCUUAGAGGCUCAAUGGGACGAGCGUAUUAACCAGCUUCGACUGGAGGAGCUGAACUAUUUGUGGAGCGCCCUUAUUGCCAGCACUGUACGUUCAGUCUGGAAGUUGGCAGCUCCGUUACUCGUCGCAGCAGUUUCCGGUCGUACCUUCACAUUCAGUGCAUCUAUCUCCCCAUCAAUCAUCUUCCCAAUGAUUGAACUAUUGCCUCACCUACAAGGGUCACUGGGAACCAUCCCAAUGGUCAUCCAGGAUCUCUUGGACGCCCGCUCAAAUGCCUAUCGGAUGGAGGAAUAUCUGAGAAGACCGGAACAGAGCAGAAUUAUAGAUCCAAGCCCACCCGGUCAGGUUGUAUUCCGUAAUGCUUCCAUUACCUGGUCGACAGAUGAAGUGUUAGACAAGGUUACAUCACCUCCGCAGUUCUAUUUACGCAAUAUCAACCUUAAGUUUCCGGUUGGGGGGCUAAGUGUUAUCCAUGGCCAAACAGUAUCUGGAAAGAGUCUUCUACUUUCAGCUAUACUUGGUGAGGCGGAUCUUCUAGCUGGGAGCGCGACGGUCAAGGACAAUAUACUCUUUGGAAAUCCACUUGACCAAGAAAGGUAUACAAAGGUCCUCAACGCGUGUGCACUUUCCUUGGACCUGGAAGCCCUGCCUAAGGGUGAUGAGACUCAGAUUGACCCAAACGGUGUCAAGCUGAGUGGGGACGUUUCGAGGGAUAUUCUCCGCGCUCUCACCGGUGAGCUUUACCACGGGCGUACGCGAAUACUUGUAACCCACCAGGUUUCGCUCUGCGCUCCAAUGACAAAGUCUGUUGUUCAAGUCCAUGAACACACUAUCAGCUACUCAGGUACAGCUGAUUUGAUGGAAGGUAUUACCGUACCGGAUCCAGAACUGGGUGUGGAAUUUAGGCCAUCAAUGGAAGUGAAAUUGAAGGAGAAAGCUCGCACUCUAACGACGACGCAAAAAGCUGCCGCGCGUAAUGAUUUAAGGGUGUAUUCAAAGUAUUUUACCGCUGCAGGUGGCUUUAUAUUCGGAGUAGUCUAUCUUCUAGGGCUAGUUAUUAAACAGCUCUUAGCCGCAUUGACAACAUGGGGUCUAGGAUACAUUAAUUCUGCAAAUUCUAGCUCAAUUUCGGCUGAACUGCCCACGCCGGUCGGGAGUAAUUGGCAUCAGAAAUAUGCCUACCUGUACCUUCUAAGCCUGCUGAUGACCAUCACUUGGGACCUCCUUUUCAACUUGCACACUUUCUCAGGGUCAGUACGUGCGUCCGAGGCGUUAUUUCGAGAGAUGACAUCCCGAGUCAUCCGAAUGCCCCUGCUCUGGCUCGACACUACGUCCAUUGGUGGCAUACUCAAGAACUUCACCGCAGAUGCUAGAAUGGUUGACGAUUCUUUACUUACCACCUUAUCGGAGUUCGCUGACUGUAUAGUAAAGAUGAUGGUAAUUGCUGUUAUCGGAUUAUACACGUCGAGAGACACAACUAUCUUAACCUUGGCUUUCCUAUACGCGGGUCUAAAGGUCGGGGCGAUGACGGCUUACAGUGAGCUUCAAAUCGAGGAUCAAGGAGGCGAAGAUGUUCCGGAGGAUUGGCCCUUCCAAGGAGAGAUCAUAGUAGUCAAACUUGAGGUUGCAUAUUCGGCCAAUCUUCCCCUAGUGCUGAAAGAUAUUUCCUUUACUGCUGCACCUGGCCAAAGAAUCGGGAUUGUUGGCCGAACUGAAGCUGGCAAAUCGUCCCUCGCCCUCGCCCUCCUCCGUUUGAUUGAGCCCUGUAGUGGCUCGCUACAGGUUGAUGGAAUCGAUCCUUCGAAAGUGAAGGUCCAGUCACUUAGGGCGAAAAUCGCAUUUGUACCACAAGAUCCUAUUCUCUUUUCCGGUACAGUACGGUCCAAUCUCGACUCUUUCCACCGGGCCUCAGACGAGAUACUGGAAGAUGUGUUGCGGCGUGUUCAGUUACUGGCGGCGGGAGACUGCACGGGAGGAAGAUUCGGUGUGUUGACGCUGGACUCGCCUAUCAGUGCUGGUGGAGCAAACAUCUCGCAAGGCCAACGACCGAUCCGACGUCGGCUGUCGAUAAUGAGACGGACUGGUGGAUAUUCUACAAUCUUGUCCAAGAUAGUGAGGACAAGGAGUUUCUGA
Messenger RNA from Aspergillus bombycis, 2739 nucleotides. RefSeq lists its product as uncharacterized. The record is from RefSeq and is a predicted model, not a curated record. Gene Ontology annotation, molecular function: ATP hydrolysis activity; ATP binding; ABC-type transporter activity. NCBI's taxonomy places the organism in Eukaryota, Fungi, Ascomycota, Eurotiomycetes, Eurotiales, Aspergillaceae. Bases 1 to 2739 code for a protein of 912 amino acids. The transcript has 5 exons. Gene Ontology annotation, biological process: transmembrane transport. Gene Ontology annotation, cellular component: membrane.